GAAGCACUGAAAAAAACGGUUCAAACAAGCACCAAGUCAAUGGACUUCAACAGGGAAAUGCACUGUGACUAAGGGGAAGCUGAGCUUCUUCUUGCAGUCUUAAAGAAAUCGCCACUGGAGUAGCAGGACAAAGGUUGCUGUCUAGUUCAGCCACACCUAUGCAUGGAGGAGUUUUCACCACCCUACUACUGCAACAUUAUAUCCACGCCCAGAAGGGUAGUCUAACGUUCUAACCACACCCCCGGCAACAGCCUUGACAGGAAGAGAGGACUGUUUCCGUGGACAGAGACAAGGAGGAAAGAUGCAGGGGUGUACACCCAACAUGAAGCUUUACAGCCUGUGUCUGACUGGCGCACUGAUACUACUGAUCGUCUAUGCCUGCUUCUAUUCUGAAAGCAUCAGGCCUGUCCUACAUGAUAUCGGUAUUAUUGACAGGAAAAGUGACAGAUUUCAUGAUAAUGGUGCUAAUUCAACCUGCGGCUUGUUACUCCUGAGAACUUUGUCCAGCCAUCACCCCUCCAAGACCCGGAACAAGAUCCUUCCACAGGGGUUGUUGUACAAGAAGCCCAGUGUGGUGUCGGGUCGUACAGAUGUGGUUUCCGUGGCACCCUGGAUGGCUCCUAUAGUCUGGGAAGGGGGCUUUGACUCAGUUGUCCUGGACAGCAUCUACGAGCAAAUGAACAUCACCGUAGCAACAACCGUCUUUGCUCUGGGAAAGUACGUUGCAUUCCUGAAAGACUUCCUAGAGACGGCAGAGAAGCACUACAUGGUUGGCUAUAAGGUUGACUACUACAUAUUUACUGACAGACCUGGAGACAUUCCAAAUGUUACCCUGGCAGAAGGGAGACGGGUGAGAGUGUUGAAGGUGCCCAGCUCCAACCGCUGGCAGGAAAUCUCAGCUCGCAGGAUGGAGAUGAUCCAGCUGCUCAUCGAGAAUACGAUCAGGGGUCAAGCAGACUACAUCUUCUGUCUGGACGUCGACUCCAAGUUCCACGCUCACUUUGGGGUGGAAGUUCUGGGUCGACUGGUUGCUACGAUACACCCAGGUUACUAUGCUACGGAUCGAGGAAGCCUUCCGUACGAACGCCGUCCGGAGUCACGGGCCUACAUCCCCUGGGGGGAGGGAGACUUCUACUACGGAGGCGCCGUCUUUGGAGGACUGCUGGAGGAUGUCCGUGCCAUGACAGAGACCUGCCGUCGAAAUUUUGAGGCGGACACGGCCAAUGGGAUCGAGGCAGCGUGGCAAGAAGAGAGCCACCUGAACAGGUACUUUACGUACAACAAGCCGUCCAAGUUGCUGUCGCCUGAGUACCUGUGGCAGGACAUCCAUGGCUGGAGCAAGGAUGUCAAGAUCAUUCGCUUCUCAGGGGUGGCCAAGAACUAUGCUGACUUCCGGCCCAACUGAGGGGAAAAGGACGUGAUGUCAUAAACUGUUUCAACUGAGUGUAUCCUACCCAAGCCCUGGGUACAUUUCUAUAAUCUUGUGGAAGUCAUUCGGUUUUCAGUUGUACACUGGGUGUCUUGUUCAUAGGUGGGGUGUAAGUAAACUGGCGUAUUCAGGCACAUGAGCAGGAAUCUGUGAACAGAAGUGGAUUCCUCCUCCUCUUCCUCUCAUCCUCCUUAUGAAUCCCCUGAAAAAGCUUUCUGAAGUGCAGUCGGUAACUAACAGUUAUGCAGGUUGAUUUUGUAUCUCUGGGAAGGAUUAUCAAUUAAACUAUGAAGAACUAUUCUGGACUAUUGUUAGAAAUAGAGUUUGUGAUUGUCUGUUUGAUAUGCUUUUGAUGUUUGUCUUAAAUUAUUUGCUGUUCGCCAAAACUCUGGUCUGAUUAUGAUGAAAACAUCCUAUUUCUGAAUGUAUUUCUUGGAUGCUCCGAUGGGGCAACUGGAAUCUAUGACCAGCUGGUUGAACACCAGGGGCGGACUGGCCAUCGGGGAAACCGGGGGAUUUUUCCAAGUAGGCCACUGAUUGGUCGAUACGUGCGAUGCAUUGAGUGGGCCGCGCGCCGUGUACUGAGUGGGCUGGUCUGACAGUAACUCCCGGGCCACUGUUUAACACCGAUCAUCCAUUGUUACUCUUACAGUUUUUUCCAAAUGCUUAGACGCAAAAAUGUCAAAUAACACACAGUGAAAUCUGACACUCAAGGAGCAAAACAAAACCCCAGACCUGCACAACUAUAAGCACAUUCUAAUCCUCACACCAUUUGCUAAAUACUACACACAGUGUAUUGCAAAUCGCUAAACACACUUUUCUACAUUUGACACAGAAAUGUACGAUGACAUCACUUCAUUGCCAUUUUGAGACACUGUCUUGUUAAAUGCCACAUGUGGAUCCAACACGGGCAUCGGGUGAACAAGUACUAAAGCGCUCAACUAUAAACACACCAAUUAGGUGUAAUAAGUAUAAAAACAUUUUAUACAUGAUUGUAUAGUUUUGAACAAAGUGUUUCAUUUUGCAAAAGAUUGGAGGUGUUCUGCUACUUGUGUGUUGUGUAAAACGUGUGUUGUGUUUUGACAAAGUGAGUCUUGUUUUCAAAAUUGUGCUUAAGCAAUUGGAAAAAACUGUAAACUUCAGGACGGUGUAAAUGUGAGAUCUAGUUUGAGAUGUGAGGUUACACUGCCCUCUUGUGGACGGCUUGCAGACUCAAAUCUACAUGACGCUACUAGACUGUCAGGUGCUACUUAUGCAGACAGAGUGGAAGAUAAACUAAAUCCUUCAGAGUUUUGGUGUAAACUCACCAGUCUUCUGCCAGCCUUCACAUUUGAAAAUCUCCAAUGAAGGAGCAGAUCUCACAUGAUAAGGGAGAGCAUUCCAAAACUUUGGCCCAACCACAGAAAAAGCCUGAUCACCGUUUAAUUUGUAGCGACAUCGUGUCGCAUUUAAAAGCAGGUGUUUUGAAGAUCUGAGUGCCUUAGCAGGACAGUAUGGCACAAUGAGAUCACAAAUAUACCUUGGUGCAUUAGCCAGACAAUGCCUCCUCAAAUCAACUCUAAACUUAAUGGGAAGCCAGUGAAUGGAUGCCAAAACAGGAGAAUAUGACCCCUCUUUCUAGACCCUGUCAAAAGUCUUGCAGCUGCAUUUUGAACAAUUUGUAAUCGAGAUGUAGAGUGAGGAAGACCACAAUUGAGUUGCAAUAGUCUAAUUGUAAUGUUACAAAUGCAUGAAUUGCGACUUCUGAAUCUUUGCUUGAAAGAAGAUUCUUCAACUUUGCAAUAGAUCUUAAACGGAAAAAGCUUCCUCUAAUAACAGCACUAAUUUGUUUGUCAAAAAAUUGUGAAGAGUCAAAGGUCAUUCCUAGGUUUUGGAUUUGUUUGCUUGAUUGUUGAGAUAGGACCUAACUGGGCUUUCAUAGCUGGAGUGGAAUGUGCCGGGCAACCCAGAAUUAAAACGUCUGUUUUAUCCUCA
Hypomesus transpacificus is the source of this 3403-nucleotide messenger RNA. Its product is annotated as histo-blood group ABO system transferase 2-like. The record is from RefSeq and is a predicted model, not a curated record. Lineage: Eukaryota; Metazoa; Chordata; Actinopteri; Osmeriformes; Osmeridae. Gene Ontology annotation, molecular function: hexosyltransferase activity. Gene Ontology annotation, biological process: carbohydrate metabolic process. Bases 302 to 1405 code for a protein of 367 amino acids. The transcript is spliced from 11 exons. Gene Ontology annotation, cellular component: vesicle; Golgi apparatus; membrane.